This is a messenger RNA of Stegastes partitus (bicolor damselfish), 2165 nucleotides long. It is a transcript of the gene p2rx5, whose product is annotated as purinergic receptor P2X, ligand-gated ion channel, 5. Lineage: Eukaryota; Metazoa; Chordata; Actinopteri; Pomacentridae. Gene Ontology annotation, cellular component: plasma membrane. The record is from RefSeq and is a predicted model, not a curated record. Gene Ontology annotation, biological process: response to ATP; calcium ion transmembrane transport. The transcript is spliced from 12 exons. Bases 22 to 1413 code for a protein of 463 amino acids. Gene Ontology annotation, molecular function: purinergic nucleotide receptor activity; extracellularly ATP-gated monoatomic cation channel activity.
GUGUCCACGGUGCGGGGAGGAAUGGCUGGCUGGGGGCUCUUCUUCACGUCUCUCCUCAACUACAAGACCGAGAAAUAUGUCAUCGCCGAAAACAGGAGAAUCGGGAUUUUAUUUCGGCUCUAUCAGCUGGCCGUGCUGGGAUACAUAAUCGGGUGGGUGUUUGUGGUGAAGAAAGGCUACCAGGAGAGGGAAGAGGCCGUCCAGACCUCCGUCAUCACCAAGCUUAAAGGUGUCACUCUGACCAACACUUCAGAUGGUGGAUCUUACCUGUGGAGCGCCGAGGAUUAUGUCAUACCACCUAAUGGGGAGCAGGUGUUCUUCAUAGUAACGAAUUACAUAGAGACCCCCAAUCAGAGGCUGGGCUUCUGUGCUGAGAGUUUCAAGGUGCCAAACGGACGAUGUCAAAAUGACAGUGACUGCAUGGAAGGGGAGAGUGUAACAGCCGGGCACGGAAUCAAGACCGGCCUGUGUUUGAACAGCACUGGGACGUGUGAGAUUCACGCUUGGUGUCCCGUCGAAUACAGCAAAAGACCCACGGAACCCCUACUGAGCGAAGCAGAAAACUUCACCAUCUACAUCAAGAAUUUCAUCAGGUUCCCAAAGUUUGAAUUCUCCAAGUCCAACGUCCUGGAAACCUCCGAUGAGAACUACCUGAAGAGAUGCUCCUACGACAAAGAGAACCAUCCUUACUGUCCCAUCUUCCGCCUCGCAGAUAUCGUCAGCAGCACUGGAAAUGACUUUCAGGACAUGGCUGUGAAGGGCGGCUCUGUCGGUAUUCUGAUCGAGUGGAAAUGCGACCUGGAUAAAGACGCCUCUCAGUGUCAACCCCGGUACAGCUUCUCCCGUCUGGACAUGAACUUCAACAACUCCAUCACGUCAGGAUACAACUUCCGAUAUGCCAGAUACUACAAGGAUGACAACGGUGAAACCUACCGCACCCUGUAUAAAGUGUAUGGGAUUCGCUUCGAUAUAAUGAUCAAUGGCCAGGCUGGGAAAUUCAGUAUUGUUCCCACAAUAAUUGCCAUCGGCUCUGGUGUUGCUCUGCUGGGUAUAGGAGCCUUUGCAUGUGAUAUGAUUCUGCUGUACAUGAUGAACACGAGCUCCUUCUACAGAGAUAAGAAGUUUGAAAUCAUCAACUUUAAGAAAGAAAAUAACAAAUCCAAGGAUGGGAAAGCAGGACACCGGGAGAGGAGGUCCAGGAAACCGGCGGCAGACAAAGAGGCGGCCAACUCCUUAAAAAAGUCAGACGAGACUGAACUCACUGUGGAGUCUUCUCUUGGCGCAGAGAACCGGCCGUCUGUGGAGAAACGGGGUCCCACCAUUCCACGCAACACAGGACAGCGAUACUCCGCCGUUCUCUCCCCCCAGGGCGCAGAGCCGAAGCAUCACAUCACCUUCUCUUCACACAAUUAGGUUUGCAGGCAGAGCAGGACGAAUCUCCUUGCGGUGGCCUCGGCUACGCUGCAGGAGGUGGAACCAAAAGUCAGACUGAUUCUCACCUGCUGGCACGCUCACUAGCAUGAGUGACGUUUGCCCCGACUGGAGACGUGUUGGUCCAGGAAAAUGUUGUGCACCGUGAGAGAGGGCCGGGACUCUGAUGUUCACAGGAAGGUGGCUGGGUCAGGAUUCAAAAGGUGGGAGAUUAAAAGAGGUCCAUUCAUAGUCCUGUUCAACUAGCAGAGCGACAGCUGUUAUAAGAACCAAUAGAUAGCGAUAAAAUAGCUAAAACUUGAAGUGAAUUGUCAAAUAUUCCCCAUGCACAGUCGUUCAAAAAGUUUAAUCUGGACCAGAAUGAUCUGGAUUUGGUAAUCCCAUGUUUUGUGGAGGCUGGAUUGGAUCACUCUCAUGCAGAUGCAAACUUUUCAAGAUCACCAAAUGUCAUAGCUCUAAAUGGGACUAAAUAUCACAGUGUAGGCUAGCAGGAAGAUUCACUUUCUUUUAAACAGCCAGACCCCCCAUUAGACACGUUUUAAAUAAUAAAACAUAGCGAAAUGUCCAAUAGGUAACAGAAAAAGAAUGUUCAGAGUUCUACUUUUCUUUUUUGACCAGACAAUUUUUUAAGGUUUCAUCCAAUCUGAUAGCUGAAACACAGUCACAUUGCUUCUGACCAGUUGGGCUCCAGGUGCUGCUUCAUGUGGUGGAAAUAAACUUGUUGAGAAAGAAAA